This is a messenger RNA of Fundulus heteroclitus (mummichog), 5656 nucleotides long. It is a transcript of the gene fgfr2, whose product is annotated as fibroblast growth factor receptor 2. Gene Ontology annotation, molecular function: fibroblast growth factor receptor activity; fibroblast growth factor binding; ATP binding. The record is from RefSeq and is a predicted model, not a curated record. The transcript has 24 exons. Gene Ontology annotation, cellular component: signaling receptor complex; membrane. The coding region runs from base 722 to 4171 and encodes 1149 amino acids. NCBI's taxonomy places the organism in Eukaryota, Metazoa, Chordata, Actinopteri, Cyprinodontiformes, Fundulidae. Gene Ontology annotation, biological process: protein phosphorylation; positive regulation of cell population proliferation; fibroblast growth factor receptor signaling pathway.
GACGUAAGAAGGAGGAAAAAAAAAAAAAACCUAGUAAACCUGACAAAAGAGUCUGAGAAGACCGUGCGAAGGCUGUCGGAGUAGGACUGGAGGGAGACGCGUAAAGACGCUCUUGGCACCGGAGGGAACCGCGCUUUGAUGGAUUUUAUGGACAUUUCGCAUCGGACAUCUAUGCCCUGGUCCAGUUUCAGCCUCCUUCGUCGUCCCUAGCGCCUGCGGACUUUUUUGUUUAGUUGACAAGUGUGCAGCUCCGGGGAGCUCCGGGCAUGUUUUGCGCUCUGGAAGGAACUUGCAGGCGGGGAGGAAAGUUUCGGUGAGGCGGGUGGGGGGUAAAAGCGACAUGGUUUUUGUGCGCUGUUUUCGAAGGAUCAUUUGCGUGAACUCGGAUUUCCUUGCAUGGCUUUGGACUCCAGCUGCAAAUCUGGUUUGGGAUAUAUCUAAUCAGAGUCGACGCCGGCUGAUUGUGGAAUAGUAAGCUGAGAAAAGGCAGCGCCUCGACCUUUUAUUUAUUUAUAUAUAUAUAUUUUUUUGCUGCAUUGUGGUGUUGGAAACAUUCCUCUCCCAGGAUUCAUCUCAUGCCCUCUCCUCCCUUAUCUCUGCAUGUCAAAACAGAGAUCUCCGCAAUUUUAAUCCGCCCUGUCCAGGUGACUGGCUGAUCUCCAGAGAGUGACAGGCUGAUAUCCCCCCCCACCGCAGCAGUUGAUGGUUGGGACCCCCUCUGAUGGGAUCAGUGUCCAGGGGGAGGUGCUGGAGAAGGGGGGUAUGGGGAGCCCUUUCCCCCUCUGACGGGAUGGCUUUGUGGGUCUGGCUGCUGGCCGCCGUCUUGCUGUCUCUGCUAACCGUCAGCGUGGCCCGGCCCCCCCUCACCGCCGCCAGGGAGGAGGAGAUUAACGUGGAACCUGAAGAGGCAUCGCACAAGUACCCAAUUUUUACGCCCACGGUGUGCUCAUUGCAUCCGGGCGAGGUGCUGAAGCUGAGCUGUCCUCUGCCGGCGACGGGGACCAUCACUUGGACCAAAGAUGGCAGCUCUCUGGGCGCCAACAACCGCACGCUGAUAGAGCAGGAGGUGCUGCAGAUCCGUGACGCCACGCCCAAGGACUCGGGCCUGUAUGCCUGCACCAGCGUGGGCAGAGACACGGUCUGCUUCAUAGUCAAUGUCACAGACGCCACCUGGUCCGGGGACGAUGAGGACGACACGGAGCGGUCGGAGGACAGUUGGGCGGACGGCGUUCAGUCAAGCGCUCCGUACUGGACGUCUUCAGCAAAGAUGGAGAAGAAACUGCACGCGGUGCCAGCUGCCAACACGGUGAAGUUCCGCUGUGCUGCUGGAGGCUACCCCCAGCCAUCGCUGCGCUGGCUGAAAAACGGCAGGCCUUUCCGCCAGGGAGGAUAUAAGGUGCGGCACCAGUACUGGACCCUGGUGUUGGAGAACGUGGUGCCAGCGGACAAGGGAAACUACACCUGCUUGGCAGAGAACUCGUAUGGCUCCAUCAACCACACCUACGUCCUGGAUGUAGUCGACCGGACACCUCACCAGCCAAUCAUCGUGGCCACUCUCCCCGCCAACACCACAGUACACAUUGGAGAGGAAGCCCAGUUCCAGUGCAGGGUCUACGCUGUUGGCGACCUUCACAUCCAGUGGCUGAAGCACAUCACCAGGAACGGUAGCCGGCAUGGGCCUGAUGGGCACCCUUACGUCAAAGUGUUAAAGCGCUCAGACGUUAACACAGAGUUGGAGUUUCUCACCAUCAGCAACGUCACAGAGGAAGACGCCGGGGAAUAUAUCUGUAAAGCCUCCAAUUAUAUUGGGGAAGCCACCCGGUCGUCCUGGCUGACGGUCAUCCCAGAUCCCUCGAACAAAUGCCAGAUUUCUACCGCAGUGUCCUCGGUGCACCCAGGCGAGGAGCUGAAGCUGUCCUGCCCUCUGCGAGCGACGGGAACCAUCGCUUGGACCAAAAACGGCGGCUCCCUGCGGCCGAACAACCGCACGACGCUGGAACACGAGGUGCUGCGGGUCCAAGGCGCCACGCCCAGGGACUCGGGGCUGUACGCCUGCACCAGCGAGGGAAAAAGCCUUUUCUGCUUCACAGUCAACAUCACAGGCGCUCCGUACUGGACGUCUUCGGCAAAGAUGGAGAAGAAACUGCACGCCGUGCCAGCUGCCAACACGGUGAAGUUCCGCUGUGCCGCUGGAGGCUACCCCCAGCCAUCGCUGAACUGGCUAAAAAACGGCAGGCCUUUCCGCCAGGAGGACCGCAUGGGAGGAUACAAGGUGCGCCUCCAGCACUGGACCCUGAUCAUGGAGAGCGUGGUGCCGUCGGACAAGGGAAACUACACCUGCCUGGUUAACAACUCGUUUGGAACCAUCAACCAUACCUACACUCUGGAUGUAGUGGAACGGUCACCGCACCGGCCCAUCCUGCAGGCCGGACAGCCCGCCAACACCACGGUACGCGUCGGAGAGGACGCCCAGUUCCAGUGCAAGGUCUACAGCGACGCCCAGCCUCACAUCCAGUGGCUGAAGCACAUCACCCAGAACGGUAGCCGGUACGGGCCUGAUGGACACCCCUACGUCAAAGUGUUAAAGACCGCAGGUGUUAACACCACAGAUAAGGAGAUAGAGGUUCUCUUCUUGCCCAAUGUAACAUUUGAGGAUGCUGGGGAGUAUACAUGCUUGGCGGGUAAUUCUAUUGGGCUCUCCUAUCAAACUGCUACUUUGACGGUGCUUCCAGCCCUGGAGAAGACGACGGUGCCCAUCUCCCCGGACUACGUGGAGAUCGCGAUAUACUGUGCGGGCGUGUUCCUCAUCGCCUGCAUGGUGGGCAUUGUGGUGGUGUGCCGCAUGAGGAACACGGCAAAGAAGCCCGACUUUGGCAGCCCGCCGGCGGUCCACAAGCUGACCAAACAGAUCCCGCUGCGCCGCCAGGUAACAGUGUCGGCGGAUUCUAGCUCCUCCAUGAACUCUAGCACCCCCCUGGUGCGUAUCACAACGCGGCGGAGCUCGGCGCACGACGACGUCAUCCCUGAGUACGACCUGCCAGAAGAUCCGCUGUGGGAAUUUGCCCGAGACAGGUUGACCCUGGGCAAACCUCUGGGCGAAGGCUGCUUCGGUCAGGUUGUGAUGGCCGAAGCUCUGGGCAUCGAUAAGGACAAACCCAAGGAGGCCGUCACGGUGGCAGUCAAGAUGCUGAAAGAUUUCGGUUCUGAUCCUGAGCGUUUGGGCCGGUUGACGUUUAUGAAGUAUGAAAGAUUAGCACGCCGUAUUAAUGAUGCCACCGAGAAGGACCUCUCUGACCUGGUGUCAGAGAUGGAAAUGAUGAAGAUGAUCGGCAGACACAAGAACAUCAUUAACCUCUUGGGAGCCUGCACGCAAGACGGUCCCCUGUAUGUGAUAGUGGAGUAUGCCUCCAAGGGCAACCUCAGAGAGUACCUCAGAGCCCGCCGGCCCCCCGGCAUGGAGUACUCCUACGACGUCGCCCGGGUCUCCGACGAACAGCUCACUUUCAAAGAUCUCGUCUCCUGCACUUAUCAGGUGGCGCGAGGCAUGGAGUACCUCGCCUCCCAGAAGUGCAUACACAGAGACCUGGCAGCCAGGAACGUCCUGGUCACGGAGAGUAACGUCAUGAAGAUCGCCGACUUCGGCCUGGCCAGGGACGUCCACAACAUCGACUACUACAAAAAGACCACCAAUGGUCGUCUCCCGGUUAAAUGGAUGGCUCCGGAGGCGCUCUUCGACCGGGUCUACACCCACCAGAGUGAUGUGUGGUCUUUUGGGGUGCUGAUGUGGGAAAUCUUCACCCUUGGGGGCUCACCCUACCCUGGCAUUCCUGUAGAAGAGCUCUUCAAGCUGCUCAAAGAGGGACAUCGCAUGGACAAGCCUGGAAACUGCACCAAUGAGCUGUACAUGAUGAUGAAAGACUGCUGGCACGCCCUCCCUUCCCAGAGACCCACCUUCAAGCAGCUAGUGGAGGAUCUGGAUCGAAUCCUCACCCUGAACACUAACGAGGAAUAUCUGGACCUGUGUGCUCCCACGGAGCAGUAUUCCCCCAGCUUCCCCGACACUCGCAGCUCCUGCUCCUCCGGCGACGACUCCGUGUUUUCCCACGACCCCUUGCCGGACGAGCCCUGCCUCCCCAAGUACCAGCACGUCAACGGGAACGUCAAGAGAUGAGCCCCCCCCUCUCCCUCCCCCCCACCGGCUCGGAUCCCGUUCUCCCCUCACCCCGAGCCGACUUUUGGCCCGACCCGACCUCAUAAAGUCGCCGGACGCGCGUAGCACAGACACCUUCUCUGAAACGGACCCUAAAGCAGGGGACUCGCACUGCCACACAGAACACUGGAGGUCUUAAAGAAGGGGGCGGAGCUUGUUCCGGCGGCUCCGUGUCGCCCCGACCGAACGUACGGACGUUCCCCCGAGGCCUCCUCUUCCUCGCUCGUGUAAACACACAGCCCUUUUUUUUUCUCGUCCUUUUGGUUCUCAUCUUCCGUACCCGGAAGCUGCGAAGGGGCUACUUGUUCGUCGAUCCGGUCGCAGUGGCUGGCGUUCCAAGACUUGUUUACUCCUGGAGGAAUGUACGGACCGAUACGAACUGCAAAAUAAACAGAGGAAGAGGACAACGUGACACUAGCAGACAAAUAGGAAAACAGACUGGCAGAUGGAGCGCCGACUAACAGAACGGGAAUAUGAUGGGAGCAGAUAUAGAAACUUUCUCUCCUGUUUAUUUUGUAAUAUUGGUCUUUUUCCAGUUCUGAUAAACCUCCCUGAUUUUGCUGGAGACGGAAUCCACAGUGUAAUGUAAAGUGCUGGCUAUAUUUGUAAAUAUAUUCAAAUAUGUAUAAAAAAAUAUAUUAUAUAUUUACUAUGAAUUAUUUUUUGUAUGGACUUGGAAACAACCCCCACCUCCAACGCCCUGCUUCCAUUUUCUAAGCAGGCUAUGCUGACAGAUGUCUCCUCGCACACACUCUGCUAAACACACACACACACACACACUUUCUCAGUAACACAAACGAGUAUUGGCUUUCAGGGACUACAGUAGCGUGUUAAUUUAUUGAGUUAAGUAUUUUAAAAAGUGAAUCGAAAAAAGAACAAAAAAAAACAACAACAACAACAACAACAGGAUGGGUGAAAUUAUUUGCAUUAAUGCUGAUGAUAUGGAAUAAUCCGUUAAAUUUAUGGUAAUUUAAGAAUAAUCCUUCAGCAGUUAACAGAAAGUUUCUAUUUUUAGAUGUUUGGAGAAAUCCAGAUUUUGUAAGUUUUAUACAUGAAUGUGAAUAUUAAGUUAAAAAAAAUUUGAAAAACUGUACAUUUUAUAGUCAUCUAAUCCUUCUCUUAUUUAGAUAUUGAUGCAAUUUCUACCCAGUUUAUUUUUUUUUCGUUUUAGCAACGGUUUAGGAAAUUAAAUACUUUGGAUAUUUAUAUAUAAGUAAAAGACAUAAUAAUUUAGAAAUUUCUACUGGCAAUCUGCUUUAUCAUUAGGAAUGAAGAUGAGCUCAAAUUUCCCAGAACAGAAUUUAAAUCCGAAAAAAAGUAUUAAAUCAAAUGUUUUUUUUGGUUUUUUUUUGUUUGUUUUUGUUUUCUACUGGACCAACAUUAAGAUGCUGUUUUGCAGAUGUUCCUGCUGCAUUCGCAAAAAAAUAAAUGUCGAAAAAAAAAAAA